Messenger RNA from Echinostoma caproni, 1779 nucleotides. Lineage: Eukaryota; Metazoa; Platyhelminthes; Trematoda; Plagiorchiida; Echinostomatidae. The record is from the annotation of a GenBank genome assembly.
ACCUCGGAACCCACUCCACCUGCUUUGUUCCCGGAUACUUCUCAACAGUCGAAUAUUCCCGGAACCUACGACGUUUCAUCCGUGGGCGAAGUACAACCCUGCCUCGUUGAUGAUACAAGCGCUAAAUAUAAAGCUUCCGGGACUAAUUCCCAUCUGUCGGACUCGGAUGUAAGAUCUGAUUAUUCUCUAGAUCGUGAUCACAAAUUAGGACCUCCGCAACCCGGUCUCACCAACUUUGGUAACAAUAUAGCCUCUGCAACCCUACCGCAGUUGCACGAAUAUGCCCUCCAUCAUCAUCAAUUUCUACAACAGCAAUCUUUAGCUACUGGGAUGUCCGGAAUUCCCAUCAAACGAAAGCGAGGUAGACCUCGCAAAUAUGCCACCAUGCACGUGCUGCAUUCCACACAGAAUCAUACACGGGCCAUACAACCCUUUUCCCCACCUUGCACAACACCGUCUGUGACGGGACAACAGUCAACUCCUGUCCCAUCCCCCACCCUACCCAAUCCACCGUAUCCCUACUCAACUGUGCUACUCGGGCAAACGCAAGCCGCCAUGACAUCUCCUCCCGCACUAAACCGUUACGCUCCGCUCACAGUGUCCACACCCGCGCAACCUGGGGGCAUGAUUCUGACGAGUGUGACAAACGUCCCGAACAACAAUUGCCAAUCGGGACAUACGAUCACCAUAUCCUCAGAUCCUAUUCUAGUGCCACAGAACAACAAUAAUAUGACCGAGCAGUCAUCGGUUCUCGUUCGCCCACCAUCACCGAUGACGGUGUCCAUAGCAGAAGCGAACGGUCCCUCGUCGACCGGAAACGGUAUGGUGCUCAGCCCACAGUCCACCUCAACCGAACCUGCUGUGCAUCAGCGUAGUACAGAUUCCAGUCAAACUCCAUACACGAUAUCUCCAGCUGUGGUAUCCGCAUCUACUACACCAGCCCUACCAGCUAGUGUUUAUCCUCCGGUCGACUUUUGUUCGGCACAGCACACUCUAAAUGGUCUGAUUCCUUAUGUGAACGGACUAGUUCCUCCUCAGGCCCCAAUACCUUCACCCAAAUUGCCUGAUCCCGCAAUUUCCUCGUCAGUCCUUGGUUGGUGUACCGAUUCACUCAGCCUAAAUGGUUCGUAUCAAUUAACACUGGCUGCCCAGAGCAAUACUAGCAUGCUUGUUCCCGCGUUCCCUGAAAUACCUGGACGACGCUACAGCUUCCCCAGCGCACCAGAUCAUCCUGGUGUAUCCCGAACUCAUCACCCGUCUGGUGCCACUUCAGGCACGUGGUUCAGCACUGACAUUGAAUUGAUGGAUCGGUUGCUCCCACAAGCCAGUGCAGCGUUACGUGCAGCCAGAGGGGCUGGUUUACCGGGACCUCACUCAUGGAGCACGAGUAUGGUUGGCAACUUUGUUAGUACACUACCUGGUUGCAAGCAGUUUGCCAAUAAAUUUGUCGAAAAUGAAAUCGAUGGUGCCGCUCUACUCUGUCUUGAACAACAUGACCUCAUGCAAAUCUUGGGCAUGAAACUCGGUCCGGCUGUGAAAGUGUUCAGCGCAAUUCAAACAUUACGCCGCAGUUUGAUGGCCACACCACUCACGGAAUUGGGGUUGGAACAGCCGGGUACAAUGGAAGCAGCGUCGUCCUGCUUUUCCGUUACCCAUUCGCUUCACACCGAAGUGAACGUCCCAUCCUCUAGCAACGCAUUCGCAUACAGUGAUCAGAAAUCAGUGGUUCCACUCAACGACAGCACUCGUGUGAGUGUAUCGAACCAAUCGAUAUCCUGA